AUGGCUUUGGCGGCUGCUCUGGCUCUAUCCGGUGUCCCGUUGGAAGAUUUGACCAACGAAUUCCAAGAUGGCGUAAUCGACGCCAUUUUGAUACUGAAAAAAUCGAAAACGCCGGAUCCUUCUCCUUCGACAUCGCCCGAUUCUUCGACGCCCACCUCACCGACGAGCAGUUGUUUUUCGGACAACAGCGAAAUAUCUUCUUCGACCAAAAAGAUAUCUUCUUCAGCAAUAUGUCGCCGGAGUUUUACUCACUACCAAUUCGAUAUGAUUGAUGACUUUUUUACGAACAUGGACUUUCUGUCGCAGUUUCCCUACGACUUGCAGUUUUCAUUCUGCGACAGGAAAGUGUUGUACCAGAACAGGGACCUCAUGGAUUUGGCGGGGAACUUGAGAGAAACGUCGAAUUGGAUGUGCCGUCCAAGUGACUGCUCAUCGACGAACGAAUCCAGUGAAAUAUCCUUGCAAACGUUUUCUGACAGUUUUUAUAGCAAGUCGCCGGUGGGAGAUAGGCCGGGAUCGUUGCAAUGCAUGGUGUCUUGCAGCGAAAAUGAUUGUAGUUUUACAGAACCCGCGUUGGAUGAACAGUUUGAAGGUACUUUGAAUCAAAUUUUAUGA
This is a messenger RNA of Phyllotreta striolata, 615 nucleotides long. Lineage: Eukaryota; Metazoa; Arthropoda; Insecta; Coleoptera; Chrysomelidae. The record is from the annotation of a GenBank genome assembly.